GUAGGUACGUGCCAAACGCUCUGACAGCUGCUGAGUGCCAUUGGUUUAUGCGAGCGCACGUUGUGCACAUUUGUAAUUCUAGUAGAAUCACGUGUCAGUUUCUGGAAAAUAGAAGUUUCUGCCAUCAACGGUAAAGAAUGGCAGCAAGUGGGCAAGCUCCGCCACUCAAAAUGCAGCUGCUGAAGAGAACUGUGUCCUGCAUAUCCCCAGAGGAUCAUCAACAACAGCACCCUUGUUUCACGAAGCUCCUCAAAGCCGUGACUGAUAAGGACUUGAAUACGUUCAAAAGGAUAUUCGUAGACAAAGAACUCACCAUCAACUACCAAGAACCGGUGCGAGGAAACAGAUCAGCAUUACACUACGCUGCGAAAGGGAAUUUCAGAGAAGGACUGCAAUACCUUGUGCUGAAUGAUGCAAACUGCAAUAUUCAGGAUAACAGCGGGGUCACUCCUUUACACCUGGCCGCUAACGAAGGAUUUCCAGACAUCGCACGCGAGCUCAUUUGUAAUGGAGCGUCUGUAGAAAUUGCAGAUAAUCGAGGCAGAAACGCGUUGCAUUGGGCGCUGACUACAUCUUCAAGCGUCACGGAGGAUAGUAAUGAUGAUAUUUUGAAGGUGGUCAAGAUGUUACUGCUAAGGUGCAAUAACGCUUCGGUUAAAGACAAUGAAGGUCGUUUGCCUUUACAUCUUGCAGCUCGGUCGGGAAUUACAGCCGCUGUUCAAUUGCUGCUUAACAAUCCUAAAUCAGGAUCAGUUUCCGCCAAAGAUGACGAAUUGCUGACUCCAUUGCACUAUGCUGUCAUGGGAGCGCAGUCUUUAGAGACUGUGUCCUUUCUGAUAAAAAGAGGCGCUAAUCUUGACGCCGUUGAUAAGAACGGCCAGACUCCCAUGCACCUUUUAGUAGGAAGAAAACCUGCAAACGUAAACGAAGAAUUCGACAUUGCCUGCCUAGAGAUACUUUUAAAUAACGGGGCAUCUGUGUCCAUAGCUGACCGUGAUAAUGUCCCUCCAUUGACAACAAUUUUAUCCAGGACGAUGUGGUGGAAUAGAGGAUCGUCUCGUGAUUUCUACCUCACUAUCGUGCAAAUGCUCGUAGCCAAAGGAGCGAAAAUAACAUGUGGCUUUUCUAUGUGGAGAAUGAUCGAAGCUUUCCCAAGCUUGCUCAAUUAUACUCUUAAUCAUUCCAUAGCGACCAACACUUCUGUUGAUAAUUCCAUUCACUUGGUUUUGGAAUUCGAUAUGAGGUGUUUCAUUGAACAAGAAAAAUUGAACAACGUGUCAGACAUUUGUCAAAAGUCAGCCAACGAUGCAAUUGUUUUACCUGAUGCUCUAACAACAUUCACCGACGUCUCCAUGUUGCACUAUCUCUCUCAUUCUGGCAACAAACACAUCCUGUGUCAUCCCCUGUGCCGGUCAUUCCUGCAUCUCAAAUGGCUACGAAUACGAAAGUAUUUCAUUGCUAACUUCAUUCUUAGCUGUUUAUUUGUCUGGUCAAUUACGUUUUUUGUUUUUUCCGUCACCAACUGUUCUCCUUAUAAUAAUAAUACUGUUAGUUCUUUUAAUACUUCUGACGAAACGGUUGUUUAUUCUGACGGACCCUAUAACCUGUCUUUGACCGGGCAAGCGAACGCGAGUGUUGAUGUUCACGAUCUCAACACUCCUUGGCACUAUUGCAUCAUUUCCCUUAUUUAUUCUGGUCACGAAAAACUAGUAUCAUGGAUCCUACUAUCAGUUAUGUACGUACUUAUAUUAUUACGUGAAAUUCUACAAAUCAGCCACUGCGCUUGGAGUCGUAUGGUUAGCUUCAAUCAAGCACUCAUGAUCAUUCUAAUGAUUUUCAUUCCUAUCCUCCUCAUCCAACCUUGUCCAUGCGAAAACGUUUGGUGGGUGCAAAUGUCCGCUGUCGUAAUAGUCGGAGGUUGGAUUACAUUGCUACUCUCUUUGGGUCAGUUCCCAACUUUUGGUGUGUACGUUGUAAUGUUUUCGACCGUCGCCACGAAUGUUUUAAAGUUCCUAGGACUGUACAUGCUGCUGCUCAUUGGAUUUGCGUUUGGGUUUCACGUGUUGCUGCGUCCCUACCAAACCUUCUACUCGCUCUUCGUCUCCCUCUCAACCACCUUCGUAAUGAUGACAGGAGAACUAGAUUACGAAGCUGUGUUUGUAGAGGGCAAGAAAAGUACAGAAAUUUUGGGCAUUUUGCUUCUGCUCUUCUUCAUCUUCCUGAUCUACAUCAUCUUGUCGAACCUUCUCGUGGGUCUGGCUGUGAGUGAUCUCACAUCCAUUCGUAAAAGGUCUGAGGUUAUGCGGUUGUGCUCUCAAGUGGAGCUUAUGGUUCAGUUUGAAGAGGUGGUGCGGAGUAACCUGUGGCCGAAAUGUAUAAAGAAUAUCAUGAAGAAUUCCAUCAGCUUACAGGCCUUGUGUGACUCACCUAUCAUCAGCAUCCUGCCUAACAAGAAGAGAGGCUGGGUCACCACUUCAUAUAAAUUCCUCGAGAGUUUCAUUCCAAAGAGGGCAUUGAACAAAAUUUUCGAAUCUUUUGUGGACGGAUUCAUACCUCCCGAGUGGGAGCCUCGCCUACCCGACAACCUACUCAGGGCUUGCCUCAAAAUUGCCCAAAAGCAAUUCGAGAUGCAAAAAAGAGACCGACUUCUCAAGCAGCGCCGGAAUACGUCUCGAGGCAAUACAGUCAUCGCAAAAAUGCCCGUGCCAAAACCCAAGACAGAUUUUUCUCUAACUGCCAUCCCGAUACCCGGAGUUUCUAUGCACGACGCCGAAGAUGAAGAUUCUGAUGACUCGACAGAUUCCAGUCAGUGGGAUUGUUAUCCGACUGAUUCUCAUCCGUUUAUCUCUACAAGAAGACGGCAUUUAACACUGAAGAAAUCUUCACGGAGUAAUUUGUUCCGGAAUUUAAGUUUGUUCCCUGGCAGUAAUGCCGUAAUUGGCGUCGAUAACGACGAUGCCCGGCAAUUAUUAUCGGAAAUUCAAGCCAUUUUGAUUUCCGCAAAUAUCCAUGCACAGUCCGGCGCCGCUCCUCGCAGCAGAAGAAAUAGCAACGUAAGCAAAAAGUCGGCCUUUUCUGAAGCUCACGUGUAAUUUUGGGUUUUCAUUUACUUCGUUUAAAAUAAAACCAGAUUACUUGAAAUUACAGUGGAAACGGGGCCUUAUAAAUUUGUUAGAAAUACUAUUUCGAUAUUUAGUUAUAGAUGCCCUAAUAGAAUUAGGUAUUUAACCUGCACAAAUUUUAGUUACGCACAAUUUGAUUGCAGAAAAAUGGUUCGGAACUCAGUGCGUGUUUAGCGUUGCAUUCAUUAUUGCGUUACGUUAUCUACCUAUAUAUAUAAGUGCCCGAUAACGUUCUUCAUGCUUCAGUAACGUGUCAAGUGAUGCACUCAAUGUCAAACUGUGAUGAAUGAUGUGUAUGGUGAUGAAGGUAUUCUAUAUAAUCGACUGGUGGUGAUGAACCACCGUCAAGCAACGUGUGCGUGUAUAAAUUCAACACUACGCUCAAUAUGACGUGUAUGGUGAUGAUGGUAUCUAAGAUACUUGAUUGUUGGUAAAGAACCAGUGCCAAAUUAUAUAUAGACUCAACACUACUCUCAAUAUGAAGUAAAUGGUAGAGGUGGUAUCUAAGAUACCCGAGUGCUGGAUUCUCUUAUCUAAUAAAUACAAAAACCAUAUUUUUGUAUACGCUAAAAGAAAAAAGAUUUGUACAGGGUGUUUCAGA
Molecule: messenger RNA, 3723 nt
Organism: Hyalella azteca
Lineage: Eukaryota; Metazoa; Arthropoda; Malacostraca; Amphipoda; Hyalellidae
Product: transient receptor potential channel pyrexia
Exons: 5
Coding region: 138-3092 (984 amino acids)
Biological process (GO): monoatomic ion transport; transmembrane transport
Cellular component (GO): membrane
Molecular function (GO): protein binding; monoatomic ion channel activity
Source: RefSeq, a predicted model, not a curated record